AUGAAGGUAUUAUCACCCUUUUAACAACGUUUAGAAGCUUAAUGAGAUCAGGCAAUGCCCGAUCAGAAGAUAGGGACAGAUUAUUCAGAAGUGCUAGUGAAAAUGAUAAUAGAAAUGAUCUGGACGCCUCGUUCAGAUCAGUCCUCUCUAGUAGUCAGCUAGUCCCGCGUGAGGUAUUCAGAACCACACCCGCAAGAUGGUAUAUUCUCUUUACUCUUUGUUGGAUGGGUCUGAUACAAAACUUCAUCGGCAACACAUGGGGGCCAAUAACUGAGGUUAUGAAGAAAGUAUACUUUUGGAGUGACGAGAGAGUAAGUUUGUUGUCCCUGUGGACGCCAGUUUUCUUCGUCCCCGGAGCCCUCCUCUUCCCCUGGCUGAUGGCUGCUGCCAACAUGAGAUUCGUUAUGCUAGCUAACUCUUCUCUUCUUGCCUUCUCCGGUAUUAUCAAGAUUCUAUCAGUAACUGUGAUCCCCAUGAAGUACCUUAUCUACACUGCACACGUGACCCAGAUAAUUAACGGGCUCUGUGGAGCGGCCCCCUUCUCUUCCAUCAUGUACAUUUCAGUGAACUGGUUUCCAUUGAAAGAACAGUUGUUUGUAGCAGGAAUAAUAAUAUCAUGUGUGAACGUAGGUGUUGCAGUACCGUUCAUAUUGGGACCCAGUCUACUCCCUGAACCUAACUCUACAGACACAUCGCUAGUCUCGACGCUAGGACUUGUAACUGAUACAGCGGAGGACAUUGACUACUCAACAGGAUUAAGGUGGUAUUUGGUGAUCCAGGGAGCUUGUAUGAUACUAUGUUUGGUAUUUUCUGUCAUCUACUUCCCCUCUCGACCUCGUUAUGCACCCACCGCUUCCUCCGUUACAGCCAGGCUCGACAUCAAAGAGGGAGUGAAGAUUUUACUGAAACGUGGCAAUUUCUGGCUGGCCGUUCUCAUGUUCUCAUUAACAACCGGCACAUUCAACGGGUACGGUCUCACUUUAGACACGAUCGUAACAAAAUGUGGUAUUUCGCAAGCAGAGGCAGGAUACAUAGGUUUCGCAGCGCUGCUGUCUUGCGUUCCAGCAAAUCUUAUUAUUGGUGGCCUGGGCGGAAUGUUUCCCAGACGCAAGAAAAUAAUGACAAUAUUGUUCCUCGUGACAGGAACUAGUACAAUGACAGUGUUUGUAGCACAAUUAGAGAACUGGCUACCCCGUAACAUGACUGUAGUGUGGGUUACUGUUAUAGUUGGGGUUAUGUGUCUUACUGGAGCUGCACCACUGUUCUUUGACAUGAGCGCAGAAUCAAGUCAUCCAGUAAGUGAGGACCUGAGUUCGACAGUUAUGGUUCUGGGAAAUCAGCUGAUGUCUCUGUUUUUCAUUGCUCUUAUUCAGAUUCCUCAUUUAGUUGAUGAAGCACACAGAGAUAAGCUAAAUUACGUGCUGAUAGGCUCGUUCACUCUGUCCGUACUGUUCUCCACCCUGUACCGUCCUACUACCGUCAGGGAGCACAUGGACUCUAACUCUGUAACUGUGGACCAACUUGAUUACAGGAGCAUUCAGCAGGUGGAGAAUGCCGGCUACUCCAUUGAGGUGUCAUGUGAUUGAGAGAAUAAAAUGUGGAAUAUUGUGCAAUAUACAUCAUCCACAUUUUAUAUAUAGUACAGUGUGGACAACUUGCUUACAUAAACUAAGCGUAGAUGUUAACUGUUAAAAGACAAUUGUUGAGUUUGAAAUAAUGCUUGUUCAUUUGUUAGGACGUGUUAAUGUUAGUUUUUACGAGAUCAGAAGUUUUCAGUUGAUCCCUGCUGUCGGCAGGAUGUUUUGUAAAUGAUAAUGUCAAACCUGGAGGGUUUCUAUUUUUUAGUACUUUACUUUUUAUCUUUGUGUUUUGAAAUGUGAAAUGUUUUGUAGUAUAAACAUUUUUGUAAUAUAGAUUGUAAUGUUAGAUGUAUCUUAAACGAUGCUGGUUUUCGUUACAUCACUCAGAACAGUAUGAUACAUACUAUAGUCUAUAAAGACCUCGGCAUCGCCUCAAUGUAGAUUGUAGACAUAGCGAUAGUAAACUCGAACUUUUCCCUCGUGGCUCGUGGGAUUCACCUACUUUAUCGGACGUUAUUUUGGCAGACUUGAUUAUGAACUCAACAGUGAACAGUCGUAGAACGUUAACUUUGGCGGACAUUACGUCAGUGCUAAGCCCUCCCAAGUCCAACGCUCACGUUAUUAUUAUAUACUUUCUUCGUGAUGUAACUUUUUUCUCAGUUUAUCGUGUGAAAUAACUUCAGCUUUGUAACGAGAGAUUGUUAACGUUGAAUGGCGUGAUUGAUAUUUUUAAUCUUGGUAACGUGUAUUGAAAUGUUGAGAUAUGGACAAUUUUUCCGCUUAGGUCGAGGCAAUGUGAAUUAUGAAAUGAUGUAUUACUUAACAAGUUGUUUCAAGUGAUUUUACUGAAUCUGUAGUUUUUUCUUUUGAUUAUAGCAUGAGCUCAAAUC
Molecule: messenger RNA, 2470 nt
Organism: Bolinopsis microptera
Lineage: Eukaryota; Metazoa; Ctenophora; Tentaculata; Lobata; Bolinopsidae
Product: solute carrier family 49 member 4 homolog
Exons: 13
Coding region: 42-1586 (514 amino acids)
Biological process (GO): transmembrane transport
Cellular component (GO): membrane
Molecular function (GO): transmembrane transporter activity
Source: RefSeq, a predicted model, not a curated record